AUACUGCUUUGAGAGGAAAAAAAGGAACGCCUCGCGACGCGUCUCCUGUUCUGCCGCCACUCCCUCACGACGCGUCUCUCUCCCUCGCGAUGCCUCUUCCUCUGCUGCCGCUGCCAUCUCCUCUUCCUCCGGCCGUUCCACCCGCCGGCGCCCUGACCGACGGCAUGCACCCCUGGCCGCCGCUGAUUUGGGCCUGGAGGACGCCCUGGCCGGCGGCCUGGCUGGGGGCCGCCGGGGGCGGCUGAUCAGUGUACUUGUGUGACUGCUCUCUGUGUUGUGCAGGCUCAUCCUGGGCUGAGCGAAGAAGAGAAGGAGAAGGUGAGCAGCGUGGUGGACGGGCGCAAAAGCUGACGCUGGAGGCGUGCACGAACGCCGCGCAGAACGAGCGGCUGCCGUUGCGGACGGUCGUGCAGGUGCUCUUCUUCGAGCAGCUCCAGCUACGCCGGGCCAUCGCGCGGACGAUCAUGGCAAACGAAGGCGGGGCGGCGGGGUCCGGGGAGGAAGGCGGCGGAGACAGCGAUGGCGGCGGGACAUGGCGCGUGGCCACGCGGGGCAACCAGAUGCUGCGGCUGGACAUGGACAGCAUGCGGAGCCGCGUGCAGGAGCUCGAGCGCGAGUGCACGAGCAUGAGAAAAGCCAUCGAGAAGAUGGACGGACGAGGCGCGGCGGCGGACGGGAGGUGGGGCUCGAUGGUGACGAAGCGGUUCGGGUGCAAGUUCCCGGCGCAGGUCUUUCAGUCGCAGCAGCGGACGGUGGUGGCACGGCCUCUCCGGCCACGCAUCGAGCAGAGCCCAUGAGCUCUCGCCGCCGCACAUCGUAGAGCUUCGAGAUUUCCUUUCUUCUGUUCUCUUGAUUCUUUACUUCGAUUUGUGAAAAAAUUCAGAGUUUCCCCUUGGCUACCGUUGUGUCCUUUUCCAUGUUCUACUCUACCAUUGAAUUGCGUAUUAGCAGCUAGCUGCACAAACUGUACUCGAGAGUCUUCUUGCUGGCCAACGCAUGAAACCACAAAUUGGCCAA
Messenger RNA from Setaria italica (foxtail millet), 1017 nucleotides. Its product is annotated as BTB/POZ domain-containing protein At5g66560-like. Bases 465 to 797 code for a protein of 110 amino acids. The record is from RefSeq and is a predicted model, not a curated record. The transcript has a single exon. NCBI's taxonomy places the organism in Eukaryota, Viridiplantae, Streptophyta, Magnoliopsida, Poales, Poaceae.